CUUAUGCUUUGACCUCCGAUAGGUGAUCCUGAAGUCAUCACAAGUUUGUCAUCCUACGACAAUAGCAGAAAGAAUGCAGCAAGUCUGAUAAUGUACACCCGAGAGAAGGUUGGCGGUGUUCGCAAUGCUCACCGAAUGAAAGAUGAGAUAUCGUGGGCUGGUAGCGUGGCAGAGGACUUGGCCAGGUUGGCGUCCCUGUGUCUGCAAGUGCAGCCGGAGCGGCGCCCAGUCAUGGAAGAAGUUUUAGAUUGUGUGGAUGAAGUCAAGGCAAUUGCAGCCGGUCACAAGCCCAAGAACUCGAUCCUAGCUCGACUCAUACAGGCGUCGCAACAAAAGGUUCCACGUGCUGCCAGACCCAAUGCAUUUGAUGAAGAAGAGGAGGCGAAAUCUACCACAGUGUCGAAACCGGUGGAAGACCGCAACGAACAUGGUAAUCUUGUCUUGCCUAGUCGAACUAGACCCGGAAAGCAGCAAGCAGCUCACGGACAGCAUGAUAAUCAACCGCAACAGCCUCAGGCGCAAGCCCAAAAGCCGAAUCAGCACCAGCAAAUGCGCCAAGCACAACCUAUGCCGAAACCUAGACAGGCCGCCCAACCAGUUGCGGACGAUGCAGUGCCUCAAGAAGCCGCUGAUGCUCCAAACCGACCUGGCCCGCAGUAUCAGCAACAGCACCAGCAUGCGAAUCCACCACAUCAACAACAUGCCCUUGUCCAGCCACAGCAGAAGCAGCAGCUGCAGCAGCAGCCACAGCAACCGCCUCAAUCACCUCAUUUUCAACAACAAGGACAUCCUCAUCAUGACAACCAGCAAAUGCCACAGCAACCUCACCAACAGCAACAACAGCAGCUGGCCGCCCAGACUUUGAGUGAUGAGCACCGAUCGCGUUUGCCAAAGUCUAUUGACGAUGGUAUUGAUGCUGACGACGAUACAAGGGAGCCGAACAAACGGCCACAACAGCCCCAGCAAGCUACCCAAGAUGAUGACUGUCAACCCCUGUCUUUGAACAACAAGCCCAGUGCCUCAUUUGGUGAUGCCUUGUCGGACAGUUUGAACAACAGCCGGCACCCUAUAGGUGUUCAAAGGAUGGGAGCCAUACCUGCUAGUCGACCUAGUGAUCAUGCUCAGGCGCUGAGCCGAAUGACUGCAGGUGAAUGUUUCCCCAGCAUUGAAUCCAGCACAGCUGCUACAGGAUCAGCAGCCGCAGGCGGUUUGCAUGAAAGUGACAUAAAUCCACAAGCUUUGAUCAGGCCAUCAGUAGCACCUAUUGGUGCAGCAGCAUCACCACUGGCGCAGCGUAGGUUUGGAGAAAGAAGCGGGGGACCGGAAGGCAAUCUUGUUGCCAACACCCAACAGCCAGAAAAUCAUGCAACGCCUGACGCAAUUGGACCUGGUCGGAAAUUUCGCGAAGAGCUCAAGACACAUGACUUGUAUCGUGUAGGAGAUGAAGAUGAAAGCUUACUGCUAUCUACAGAGAGUGACAGUACACCAUCAGUAAUAAGGAGCGAUGAUUUGCCUAUACCUCACCAAGUCAGUGAGAGCUGCAGCGAGGAUACUAUGUCUUCAACACCAUUAGUCACUGGAGGAUCAAGCUAUGAUCGACUUGUUGAUUCUCGGCCGGGUGCAAACAUUCGUCGCUCCGAUGCCACUCAGCAUGGUGACUACAGUGCUGGAGUUUUGGAACCGCCACAUCAUCAACAUCACAGACACAACCCACAUCACCAACGCCAGCCUGUGGCGGCCGGGUACAACAGUCAACAUGCUGAAUCGAGUGCUGCAACACCAAGUGUUGUCGGUAGCCUUUACAGUGUGGGUCCAUUCAGUGAUCCUAUAAAUCAACUUACUCCGCGGCUGCCUAUGAUGCAGCCAAGAUCACAACUGCCACCACAACCACAGGCAAACUGCAGCCACGGGCACAACCACGGCCGCAACAGCACCAGCACCAGCAGCAUCAGCAGCACCAACAGCACCAGCAAUCUCAGAUACCACAAGGAGCAGAGCAGCAUCUCAUUGCUCAGCCAGUCAGUGAGAGUCAAGGUAGUCCGUAUGACAUCUACAAUCAACAGGUGCAGCAGCAAAUGCCACCGCACUCCCAAUUUGAUACAGUGCGUUAUCAUUGAUAGUUUUGAUAGUCAGGCCGAUUCAGUUGUGUAGUAUAUUGAGUGGCUAUGCACAUUGCACCGCUGAUCAGGAUGUAGCUGCAACUUUACAACGCCGCUGUAAGACAUGAUUGUAGAACCGGCUUCAAAAAUGAAACUGCAAUUUGAUCACCCAUUUUAAACUCUUCAAUAAUCUGUUUCCUCAUUUGUCCAAUAUACACAACAGCUAUUUGCUCGGGGACAGCUUAAUUUAUAGUAGAUGCACCUUGUUAUUCUGCACAGGACUGAUAUGCCGGCGGGUGUUAUGUGUAAUAGUACAAUCAUGACUAACUGAA
Messenger RNA from Sycon ciliatum, 2431 nucleotides. RefSeq lists its product as uncharacterized. The transcript has 2 exons. NCBI's taxonomy places the organism in Eukaryota, Metazoa, Porifera, Calcarea, Leucosolenida, Sycettidae. The record is from RefSeq and is a predicted model, not a curated record. Bases 91 to 2151 code for a protein of 686 amino acids.